UCUUCAGGGUCGUGUAGUUCUCCUCCACUGUAACAUUCUUUUGUAAAAAAUGGCUAACAAGAAUGGAGUUCAGUGGAGUAUCAGGGUGGGCGAUGGAUCAUUAGUGGUUCUUGAGCCAGAGCACAAGAACCGAGUAAUGAGAUUAUGGGACGGAUUGAAGGGUUUGGUGGUGAAGUUUGCGAUGAAAGUGUGGAGAUUCUUGAAGCAGGCAUGGGAUUUAGGGGUGGAUGACCCUAGAAAAGUCUUCCAUUGUCUUAAAGUUGGAGUAGCUUUGAUGGUUGUGUCCUUAUUUUACUAUAUGAGACCUUUGUAUGAUGGUGUUGGCGGCAGUGCCAUCUGGGCCGUUAUGACUGUUGUUGUCGUCUUUGAAUAUACUGUCGGUGGAACUCUUUACAAGUGUUUGAACAGAAUCUGUGCAACUUUUCUUGCUGGAUUUCUUGCACUUGGGAUUCAUUGGGUUGCUAUUCAUUCUGGACACCGAUUUGAGCCAUAUAUCAUGGGGAUUUCUCUUUUCAUAUUAGCUUCUGCUACGACUUUUUCAAGAUUUAUCCCUGUGGUGAAAGCUAGAUUCGACUAUGGUUGCACCAUCUUCAUCCUCACUUACAGUCUGGUAUCAGUCUCGGGGUAUCGAGUUGAGCAUCUAUUGAGUGUGGCCCACGAAAGGCUAUCGACAAUAAUCAUAGGGACUUGUUUGUGCAUUAUUACCAGCAUGCUUGUUUUUCCUGUUUGGGCUGGCAUGGAACUUCACGUUCUGAUCCCUCGUAACAUGGAUAAGCUCUCAAAAUCCUUAGAAUGUUGUGUAGCUGACUAUUUUGGUGAUGGCGAUGAUGAAUCUAAGAAAACAUUAAACGGUUACAAAUGUGUGCUGAAUUCAAAAGCUUCCGAGGAAGCCAUGGCAAAUUUUGCUAGAUGGGAGCCUGCACAUGGCCGGUUCAAUUUCCGGCAUCCAUGGAAGAAUUACCUCAAAGUAGGUGCAUCAUCGCGCAGUUGUGCGUAUUGCAUUGAAACACUCACUAGUUGCUUGGAUUCCAAGAAUCAGGUCCCGGAAUCAAUAAAGGAUCAUCUCAGUUCUGCAUGCAUGAAUCUAAGCUCAAGUUCGUCGAGUGUAAUGAAAGAGCUGGCAAAAAUUGUAAGUACGAUGACAAGAUCGGCAACGAUAGAUAUGGCGGUUCAAGAAAUGAAGAACGCAGUCCAAGAGCUGCAAAACGACUUACAAUCCCUUCCGGAUUUGCUGAUCCAACCACUUGACAGUCAAGAAGAGUCCACAACUCCAAAUUCACCCGACAAAACCGAACUGGUUCAAAGUGAAAUUACGGUAAUGCCCCUAAUGGAAGUGAUCCCACUCGUGAGUUUCGCGUCUUUACUGAUGGAAACCGCUUCAAGGAUAGAAGAAAGCAUCGUGAAAGCAGUGGAGGAGUUGGCUGAUUCGGCUCAGUUUAAGCAGGCAGAAGAUGAAAUAAAGCUGAAGCAAAAUCCAACCACCAGCAAGAUUGCAUCUGAGGAAGUAUAAAUAAAGCGUUGACCGUCUUAUUUUUGGCAGAAGUCAACGAUAAACAGCCUCUCUGGUCUCUGCUUGCAUGGUUCAACAAUGGUGAUAUGAUAUCUUGAUGCAUUCAGAAGGCAAAAACUGACCUGGGUUAUUCUCUAGCAUUUUUACUUCUACUUUUUUGCUUUUUAUGGCAACGUACUAAAGACAAGAAGACAAUUUAUUAUAUACCCAAGUGACGUC
Molecule: messenger RNA, 1729 nt
Organism: Cynara cardunculus var. scolymus (artichoke)
Lineage: Eukaryota; Viridiplantae; Streptophyta; Magnoliopsida; Asterales; Asteraceae
Product: aluminum-activated malate transporter 10-like
Exons: 6
Coding region: 50-1510 (486 amino acids)
Biological process (GO): malate transport
Cellular component (GO): plant-type vacuole membrane
Source: RefSeq, a predicted model, not a curated record